Molecule: messenger RNA, 683 nt
Organism: Helianthus annuus (common sunflower)
Lineage: Eukaryota; Viridiplantae; Streptophyta; Magnoliopsida; Asterales; Asteraceae
Product: auxin-induced protein 15A
Exons: 1
Coding region: 120-488 (122 amino acids)
Biological process (GO): response to auxin
Source: RefSeq, a predicted model, not a curated record
GAAAUUCCCUCAUACUCUACACUACAUAUAAGCAUAUAACAUUCUUACUCAUUUUUAAUUAUUCAAAUCUCUCCAACCCUUUAACCAAUAACCUCUCUUUCAAUUCUCCCAAAAACAAGAUGUUGGGAAAGAUGGGUUCGGUUAAGAAACUAGCCAAGAAAGUCAAAGUGAAAGUUCGAAGUGCCACUGAACCAUCGCAGCACCACGAGCACUUGCUCAAGGACCAAGAAGAAGCAUGUUCAACCCCAACAGGGUUUCUUGCACUUUACAUAGGCGAAGAGAGACGUAGGUUCGUGGUUCCAACCGGCUACUUGUCGCACCCUUUGUUCAAGAUGUUGUUAGAUAAGGCCUCGGAUGAGUUCGGGUUCGAGCAGAAGCAUGGUUUGGUGGUUCCAUGCAGUGUCAUGGCUUUCCAAGAGGUGGUAAGUGUUGUGGAAUGCUGCAAUGGCAAAUUCGAUAUUAGUCAUCUUGUUGAAGAGUUUAUUUAGUGUAAAUAAAUGUGUUAAAAAGAGAGAAGUUGUGAUUUUUGCAACUCCCUUUUUAGGGUUUGAAGAUUUCUAUCAGGGUCAUCUUUUUAGUAUGGGGUUACAAAAGAAUUAAUCCUUCAUGUACCUGCCACACUUAAUAUUUAGUAGAUGUGUUGAUGCUAGUAAUUUUGAUACAAGAUGAUCCUUUUGUUAAUA